UAGCCCGUCCCAUUCCCAGAGUGCUGUAGAACGGGCUGUGUGUACGUCUGUAUAUGUUGAAUCUAAGUUAACUUCGUGACGACAUUUGCGCCCUAAUGUAAGCCCGUGGUUUUGUUGAUUCUCCUGCCUCGAGUGAUCCCAGCACCUCUGAGGACCACACGAUCGUUCCUGAGCGAUGCUGUGCUGACCGCAAAGUGUUCCCAUGAGUUGGUUUGAUACGGUGGGCAUAGCCAACCUUGCCAAGUCUGCCCUCAACUCGGCCCAGAAACGGAUCGACCGGGCACUUGACAUCCAACCCGAUGAGGCAUCUGGCUUCAGCCUUCCUAAUGACACGGAUUCCUUCUUCCUGUCAUUUGGCCUGGCCGACGACCUGUCGAAAUCUGAGCAGCCAACAUCCAAGCAGCCAGCGCCAUCUCAUCGUGAUCCAAGGCCUGAUAGCCGACGAGAUGUCGCUGACACAGAGUCGAAACUGGUGUCAGGCUGGGAGUCCUUCCUGGAGGCCACCUCAUCUGCGGUGGCCAAGCCAUUCACAGAGGCUUCGGCAGUCCUCUUGCAACCAACCAGAACUGUGUCAACAGGUGACAUAGCAGUACCGCCAAACAUGUCACCUGACACAGCAGCAGCUGUUGCAAGUGGAGGGAGGGAAAGCCCACUGAACAUCGACUUGCCAGCAUACCCACCCUUGGAACAGUCUGCAGAGUCUGACGGGUCGACCGAGACACUGCUGGGAUCAUCAUCACUUCCUGGAAGCUCUUCGCCGCUGAGUCAGAGCAGAGAGUCAUUCUUGGAUUGGCAAGGAUUAACCGCCAAAGAGCUAAAAGAUAGUGGUGUUAUCGUGCGUGAGCCGGAACAUGUUGCUAGCUCUGGAUACCCAGCUGUGUCGUCUGUGGCCGGGACUAGCAUUCCAUCUGCAGAGGGCAGCUUGACAUCCAAUCAGGUAUCGUGUAUAUCAACAGCUGCUAGCCAAUUGUCAUCAAAGGACGAGUUGUCAAUAGAUCCAAAGGAUUCCGGGAUAUUAGGUUCACCAAAGGCGGAGUUGUCGGACAGCUUUGUUGGGCAACAGUGCGACUCUCCUCAACAUUCAAGCCAAAUCAUGCAGCCGCACGAAUCCGAGACGGGGCCAGAUGGCUUUCUGCCCCAGGACUUGUGGGUGGCUGUUGAUGUUCCACAAGGCACCACAGAUAAAAAAGCAGACCGUGCUGAAACGCAUGGUGCUUGUGGUGAUGUUGUUGUCGCAUCUGUGAUUGUUGAAGCAGCUGGUGAGGUUGCCACUCUCCCUGAAGCAAAGCAGAUGGCAGCCGAGUUCGGUGAUCAAGCAGACGGUGACGCUGGUGACACUUCAGCAGUGAAAGCGGAUGCCUCUACCACCGCCACUCUGAAGGAAGAGUGUGAAACACAGUCAGUGGCCGGGAGUGCACACUCUGCAGAGACAAGUUCAUCUGCUUCGUUUGUGAGAAUUUCAACAGAAGAGACGGAAGACUCGCGGAAGUCGAGCAGUCCAUCCGGUGAUGAAGAAGGGGAAACAGUCUCUUCAUCAGACAUUGAGAUCAUCUCAUCGGUUAACGGCGGGUCAAGCAUCGACCAGUUUAGUGCGGUGUCGCCAGCAAGGCACCUGUGGACCAUACAGUCAGACAGUCAUGAUGAGAAACACUUUGAGGGAGCUGAAGCAGCUGGAAUAUCUGAGGACCCUCUAGGCCUCCCUUUAGGUGGUGCUACUACUGAAAGUUUAGAAGAUAUGUCUGAAGUAGAAGGCCUUAGAGCACGGCUGAACAAGCUACAGAGUGUCCUGGAUGCCCGAGAGCGCAAGGUAUUCCUGCUCAGCAAGGAGAUGGCUGAAAUGGCGGAUAGCAAUGCUGCACUACAGAGUGCAUUGCAGAAAUCUGAGCAGCAGCGGGUCAAGGACAAUCAGGACACAUCGAGGCUGACACAAGAGUUCACUCACCGCCUUGCCCGCCUGGAAACGAAGCUUUUGGACACAGCUAGGGAAAGAGAUUCUCUGAAGGCCAAACUCGAGGCUGUCCAACAGGAGGCUGUGUCCAAAGUGAGCAUUUCCCAAAUGGAUGUUCUACUCAAGGAGAAGGAUGAACAGAUUGCUGAGCUCAUGUCAGAAGGAGAGAAGUUGUCUAAGCAGCAUCUGCAGCAGUCAACAAUCAUCAAGAAACUGCGGGCCAAGGAAAAGGAGAUGGAGAACCUCAUCAAGACUCACAAGGAGCGCCUGGAAGAGCAGAGCAAAGAGCUUGACCGGCUUCGACGGUCGCUAAGUGCCAAAGAUGAACAGGAGAAGAAGCACAUUGACACAAUACGGCACUUGACGUCGUCAACACAAAAGCUGGAGAGAGAAGCAACAGCACUUCAGGAAUCUCUUAAUGAAUCAACCAUCAACUUGAAGGACGCCAUGAGCAAUCUUGACACUGCGUACAGUGAGAUAGCUCAGUUGCAGCAUGCCAAUGCCGAGUUUGAGAGGCAAGCAAAGGAGGCAUCCCUAAGUGCCAAGAUGGCUGCUGGUGAAGAGAUACGCAGGGCCAUGGACCAGGCACGUUCCGAGGCAUUGUCUGAGAAGUCGUCCCUGCUCCAACGUAUUGAAGAGCUGCAGCUUGCCCUGGCCAUGGCAGACCAGCGCAGCGAACGACGGGAGGAGCAUCUGCACGCCAGCAUCCGGGAGUUGCAGCAGCAACUCCAAGAAGCCGAGGCACGAAACCAGGAGAUAACGCAAAACCUCUCGUCUGCCACAAGGCCCCUCCUUCGUCAGAUUGAGAAUCUCCAGUCAACAUUCAGCGUGCAAUCUGCUUCCUGGGAGAGGGUGGAACGGAGCCUCACUGAUAGGCUGAACGAGUCCCAGACGCACGCUACACUGCUAGCUGAGCGAGAGCGUGCCCUGAGUGACAAGUGCACCGACCUACAACAGCGGCUCAUGACACUUGAGGCACAAAAUGUGGCGCUGCGACGGGAGAAACAGGAGCUGGCUUCUGAAUGCGACACGCUCAGGGAACAGCAGAGCAGCUUGGAGGAGUAUGAGCGCAGGGAAAGCAACCUCAGGGCGACAAAAGCAAGACUCGAGCAGUCUCUGAAGACCCUCAGGACUGAAAAGGAUGCCUUGUCUGCACAGCUGAGUGCCCUGCAAGAGGAACUCUCCAGCGAGCACAACAAGAACGCCUUGCUUCAGGAACAGCUCCGAGCAGAGCGAGAGAAGAGGCUUGAAAAUUCUAACACUCCAUCACCUACAGCGUCACACUACAGUUCUGUCAGUGAUACCUUCAACUGCAAUCCACUGCCUGAUGACUUGAGCAUGGCAAACAGCACAUUCAGUGUUGGACCAGCAAGUCGUCACACUUCCUUGUACGAGAGCCUCCGUGGCGUCGGUGGCAGCUCGCUCAUCGAGUCUCUCCAGGCACAGCUCAAGAUGCGCGAAGGCGAAGUUGGUCAGUUGCAGGCACAAAUUGGCCAGUUGGAACGAUGCAGGGAAUCCUUGUCACGUGAGCUGACAUUGCUGUCAGCCAAGCAAGAACUUUGGGACCAGGAGCACGAGGAGCUGCGUGAACUCAGGGUUCGUUUUGAGGAUGUGAACCAGAAGUACAACACGCUGCUCCAGAUGUAUGGCGAGAAGGUAGAGGAAGCAGAAGAGCUACGUCUCGACCUGGAAGACAUCAAGUCCAUGUACAAGGCUCAGAUAAAUGAGCUCAUCAAUGCCAAAUAGUGAGCUCUCUUGGUCAUCGCCAGUUGCCACCAGGGGCACCACCAGACACUCACCAUCGCAGGCGAAGGCAGUCAGUGUCUUGACACAUUGUGUCGUCCACACGGGAGUAUUAAAGUUAGGAGAGCGGAAGCUAGGUGCAAGAUCUGUACAUAAACAAGAUGUGCAUACCAGUGUUGUGUUUGUAUAGUGCUUUGAAAGGCACGGAGGGUAAUCAAAGGAACUUCGCAAGUCUUGAUUUUUUUUUAAAUAAAAUGUUUUACCUGCGGUUGUUACA
Messenger RNA from Dermacentor andersoni, 3968 nucleotides. RefSeq names its product TATA element modulatory factor-like. NCBI's taxonomy places the organism in Eukaryota, Metazoa, Arthropoda, Arachnida, Ixodida, Ixodidae. The record is from RefSeq and is a predicted model, not a curated record. Gene Ontology annotation, cellular component: endoplasmic reticulum; Golgi apparatus.